Messenger RNA from Musa acuminata subsp. malaccensis (wild Malaysian banana), 629 nucleotides. Its product is annotated as calcium-binding protein PBP1. The record is from RefSeq and is a predicted model, not a curated record. Gene Ontology annotation, molecular function: calcium ion binding. NCBI's taxonomy places the organism in Eukaryota, Viridiplantae, Streptophyta, Magnoliopsida, Zingiberales, Musaceae.
CGUUCCCAUCCGUGCCCAUGCUUUAUUAAGCCUCCCCCUCCGUCUCCAUCUGCCAUCACAAACAACCACUCAUGGCGCGGGGGCAGCAGCGGCGGCCGAUGGAGUUCGAGGACUUCCUCCCCGUCAUGGCGGAGAAGCUCGGGGGGGACGGCCUCGUGGAGGAACUCUGCAACGGGUUCCGCCUCCUGAUGGACCCCCGUCACCGGCUCAUCACCUUCGACAGCCUCAAGCGUAACGCUGCCCUGCUAGGCCUCGACGGCCUCCGCGACGAUGAGCUCCGGGCCAUGAUCCGGGAGGGCGACGCCGACGGCGACGGCGCGCUCAGCCAGUGGGAGUUCUGCGUCCUCAUGGUCCGCCUCAGCCCCCAGCUGAUGGAGGCACCCAGCCAGUGGAUGGACCAGCACUCCGCAUUCAUGAGCUAACUCCGAUUCCACCUCUUCCUCCUCCGACUUCUUCGCCAUUCUCACUUCUAGAGUCUGUAGUCUUCCUAUCCAAUAAAUCACUGUGGAUUGGGUAGUGACGGGAUCGACCACCAUGAGUGGGCUGCUUUGGAUCGAUCGGAUUAUGAUGUUCAUAUAAUAAUUCAAAGCAAAUUGCUCUGCUUACUGCUAGAGAUCUGAUCUUUAGCA